AUGGAGAAGAGAUCGGAGGAAGAGAAGCAAGCUGCUGCGAAAGCUGAAUAUGAGAAACUUCUUACGAUGCGAUCUGGUGGUACCUAUAUACCACCUGCGCGCCUACGAGCUCUACAAUCUCAAAUCACCGACAAAUCGAGCAAAGAAUAUCAGCGAAUGGCCUGGGAAGCUUUGAAGAAGUCGAUCAACGGUUUAAUCAACAAAGUGAAUGUCUCAAACAUAAAACAUAUCGUGCCAGAGUUAUUCGGAGAGAAUCUGAUUAGAGGUCGAGGGUUAUUCUGUAGGAGCAUUAUGAAAGCCCAGGCUGCCAGUUUACCAUUCACACCAAUAUAUGCCGCCAUGGCUGCGAUCGUCAAUACGAAACUUCCCCAGAGAAACGAUAAGGCUGUUUGUCUUUCUGCCACCACAUUCAUUGCCCAUCUUUGCAAUCAACAGGUAGCAAAUGAGAUUGUCGCGGCCCAGAUUCUGUUGUUACUUCUCAAUAAGCCGACGGACGAUAGUGUGGAAAUUGCGGUUGGAUUGACGCGUGAGGUGGGUCAACAUCUCGAAGAGAUGAGCGGGCCUAUUGCUCUGGCGGUGUUCGAUCAGUUCAGGAAUAUUUUGAAUGAGGCAGAUAUUGAUAAACGGGUGCAAUAUAUGAUUGAAGUCCUUUUCCAAGUUCGAAAAGACAAAUAUAAAGAUAAUCCUGCGAUCAAGGAAGAGUUGGAUCUCGUGGAGGAAGAAGAUCAAAUCACACACCGCAUGGCCUUGGAUGAUGAUAUUGACGUCCAGGAUGGAUUGAAUAUUUUCAAAUUCGAUCCUGAAUGGGAACAAAACGAAGAAUUAUACAAACGAACUUUAAAGCGGAAAAUUCUUGGAGAGGGAAGUGACGAUGAGGAUGAUGACGACGAGGAAGAUGAUAGUGAGGAUGAUGAGGAGGAAAAAGAAGAAAAGGCUUUAGAAAUUAAGGAUCAGAGCAAUACGGACCUCGUCAACCUACGACGAACCAUAUAUUUGACUAUCAUGUCUAGUAUCGACCCCGAAGAAUGUUGCCACAAGCUGAUGAAAGUUACGCUGCCACCCGGACAAGAGCCAGAACUUCCUUCCAUGGUUAUUGAGUGUUGCUCCCAGGAGAGAACAUACUCAAAGUUCUAUGGACUCAUUGGGGAGCGGUUUGCAAAGAUAAAUCGUCUUUGGACCGAUCUUUUUGAACAAUCAUUUGCAAAAUACUACGAUACCAUACAUCGUUAUGAAACAAACAGGUUACGAAAUAUCGCGAGAUUCUUUGGCCACCUUCUUAGCUCCGACGCUCUUGGUUGGCACGUUUUGUCUAUUGUACACCUUAAUGAAGAAGAGACAACAUCAAGCAGCCGUAUAUUUAUCAAAAUUCUUUUCCAGGAUCUAUCAGAAGCAAUGGGCAUGGCAAAAUUGCAAGCUCGCUUGAAGGACGAUAUAUUGCGACCUUAUUUCGAAGGAUUGUUCCCUCGAGACAACCCUCGCAACACAAGGUUCUCCAUCAAUUACUUCACAAGUAUUGGGAUGGGUGCUAUCACUGAAGAGAUGCGCGAAUACCUACAGAAUAUGCCAAAGCCAGCGCUGCCAACCUUACCUGCGGCUGCUGCCGAUGCUACAUCGGACUCAGGAAGUUCCGUUUCUACCGAAUUACUUUUCGGCGCCACCAGCGCCCGUAUGACAACUUCAUUACUUGAGUCAGCUGUUGGAGGUGUACUUUGCGAUCCAUAUGAUUUCCCGAUGAACAUCAAGGAUCCGUCCCAUAAGCUCGGGGGUACCUUUGGAGAAUCAAUGGUCGCGUGA
Botrytis sinoallii is the source of this 1794-nucleotide messenger RNA. RefSeq lists its product as uncharacterized. The record is from RefSeq and is a predicted model, not a curated record. Gene Ontology annotation, biological process: mRNA splicing, via spliceosome. The coding region runs from base 1 to 1794 and encodes 597 amino acids. Gene Ontology annotation, cellular component: catalytic step 2 spliceosome. NCBI's taxonomy places the organism in Eukaryota, Fungi, Ascomycota, Leotiomycetes, Helotiales, Sclerotiniaceae. The transcript is spliced from 3 exons. Gene Ontology annotation, molecular function: RNA binding; protein binding.